This is a messenger RNA of Oncorhynchus gorbuscha (pink salmon), 2248 nucleotides long. It is a transcript of the gene slc29a1b, whose product is annotated as solute carrier family 29 member 1b. The transcript has 13 exons. The record is from RefSeq and is a predicted model, not a curated record. Gene Ontology annotation, biological process: nucleoside transmembrane transport; uridine transmembrane transport. Gene Ontology annotation, molecular function: nucleoside transmembrane transporter activity. Gene Ontology annotation, cellular component: plasma membrane. Lineage: Eukaryota; Metazoa; Chordata; Actinopteri; Salmoniformes; Salmonidae. Bases 213 to 1538 code for a protein of 441 amino acids.
UGUAAUGCAAAUAUUUCAGUCAUUAGUCAUUAUUGAGGUUGUUGUCUUUUUUACCACUCACAUUGAACACAGAUCACUUCAGAUAAGUCCCUAUUGGUCUUUGAACUUCAGCUGUUGAGACAUCGCUCGCCGGUGAACAUAGUUCUGACAGACGAUUGCAAGUUUGGUGCUGAAGUGGGGAAAAGGGUGAUAGUAAUCACUGAAGCUAAAUAAUGACCGUCCACGAGCCAAAAGACAAAAACAAUGGCGUGUGGCUGAUCUUUUUCAUGCUGGGCUUAGGAACGCUCCUGCCAUGGAACUUCUUUAUGACAGCCACCAUGUAUUUUAGCAGUCGUCUCAGAGACAACUCCCAAAUGGGCACCAACCUGUCAGGAAAUGGGACCGGGGCAGAAGGGAACAACCGUAGCCUUUUGGAGGCCAAGUUCAAUAACGUAAUGACACUUUGUGCCAUGGUGCCUUUACUGGCCUUCACCUGUCUCAACUCAGUCCUGCAUCAAAGGAUUCCUCAGAAGUUUCGGAUCAUGGGCAGCCUGGCAGUGAUUUUGGUGGUGUUUCUUCUGACAGCCAUUUUGGUUAAAAUAGAGAUGGCACCCCUCCCCUUUUUCACGUUGACCAUGAUCAAGAUUGUCAUCAUAAACUCCUUUGGAGCUAUCCUGCAGGGCAGUCUGUUUGGCAUGGCAGGCCAGCUGCCUACCAAAUACACCACACCCAUCAUGAGUGGGCAAGGCCUGGCGGGAACUUUCGCUGCCUUCUCCAUGAUCUGUGCUAUCUCAAGUGGCUCGGAGAUAAAUGACGCUGCUUUUGGAUACUUCAUCACAGCCUGUGUAGUGAUCUUAUUGGCCAUAAUAUCCUAUGUGGUCCUCCCUAAACUGGAGUUCUACCAAUAUUACAAGACCCAAAGUGGAAACAGAAUUAGUGAUGAGGAGAACAAGCUGGAUCUACUCAAUCAAGAAAAUGCAGCAGAGACUAAACCAGUUUUCAAAAAAGGAGAAGAGGAGCAAAACGUGUCCAUGUUGACCAUCUUCAAGAAGAUCUGGGUCCUGGCUCUCUCUGUGUGUUUUGCCUUCACCAUCACCAUCGGCACCUUCCCGGCAGUCACUGUGGAUGUGAAGUCUACCAUCGCUGAUGGAGGCACCUGGGAGCUGUACUUCAUCCCCGUGUGUUGUUUCCUGCUCUUCAACCUCAGCGACUGGGUUGGGAGAAGCCUUACUGCUGUGUGUAUGUGGCCUGGGAAGGACAGCAAACUGGUGCCCAUUCUUCUGGUGGCCCGUGUGAUCUUCGUGCCGCUCUUCAUGCUGUGCAAUGUUCAGCCCCGCUACAACCUGCCUAUCUUCUUUGAACACGACGCCUGGUUCAUCGUCUUCAUGAUAGUCUUUGCCUUUUCCAACGGAUACCUGGCCAGCCUUUGCAUGUGCUUUGGGCCCAAAAAAGUUGCUGCUCAUGAAGCGGAGACAGCUGGAGCCAUUAUGGCCUUCUUCUUGUCCCUGGGUUUGGCUCUGGGAGCAUCCCUCUCAUUCCUCUUCAGAGGCCUGGUCUAAAAUGGCGCCCUGUAGAGAACAUGACCCCAAAACCCCAAAUUGACCUAUAAAACUUGCAUGGUAACAAAUUGAAAUGUAUUUGUCUCUUUUUCAAACAAACCAUACUGAUUCACCUCAAAUCUGGUCUUCCAAAGAACGGAAGGUGGUAAGCAGCUCAAGACCAGGAUUCAAUCCGAUAGCAAUUUGUUGGCUAUGCGCUAUUUAAAGGUCAUUUUCUGAUUGUACCGACAUAUACAGCGUUUACCGUGAAUGCGGUCUCCGUGAACACAGGAACAUUACCUUUAACAGCCGGUAGUGUGAGGAUUCUUUCGUUUGAAAGCUACCAAACUAACCAAAACUGAAUUAAGUAGAGCAUUUGUGAAAUUAGGCAUCUACAGGUUCCUACUGGGAGAUCACAUGCAAUUCAGUGCUUCCCUUUUUGAUUCUGUAGUAUUCCAAUUUGAAUUCUUAUUUAGCCAUGAAUCCUUAUGAAGCCAUGGGGUGGCAGGGAGCCUAGUGGUCAGAGUAUUGGACUAGUAACCGAAACGUUGCAAGAUUGAAUCCCCGAGCUGGCAAGGUAAAAAUCUGUAAUUCUGCCCCUGAACAAGGCAGUUAACUCACUGUUCCUAGGCCCUCAUUGAAAAUAAGAAUUUGUUCUUAACUGACUUGCCUAGUUAAAUAAAGGUGAUUUUUUUUUUUUAAUUUGCUCAAUACAAAGCAAACACAAUUUA